Manduca sexta (tobacco hornworm) is the source of this 5931-nucleotide messenger RNA. Its product is annotated as 23 kDa integral membrane protein. The record is from RefSeq and is a predicted model, not a curated record. Gene Ontology annotation, cellular component: membrane. NCBI's taxonomy places the organism in Eukaryota, Metazoa, Arthropoda, Insecta, Lepidoptera, Sphingidae. The transcript is spliced from 5 exons. The coding region runs from base 39 to 803 and encodes 254 amino acids.
CCUAGCGGUCUUGCACGCAGCACCUGACUCCGGACAAAAUGAAGCCUCGAAGCAUUCGCUGCAUGAAGUUCUUUUUGACCCUCUUCAACAUCGUUGUUAUUCUAUUCGGACUAAUCCUAAUGGCGAUAUGCGUGAUGAACAUGCGUGAGAAGAAGUCCAGGCCGGACCAGCAGUCUACACUGUCGAAGGGAGUACUGUCCUUCCUCCUGACCCUGAGCUUGUGCCUCGUGGUGACAGCCAUACUAGGCUGCAUUGGCGCUGUGAGAGAGCAUGUGAAGAUUCUUUAUGUGCACGCGUGCUUCUUCAUGUUCCUGGUAUCGGUGGAGGUGGUGGUGGGAGUGGGAGGAGCGGUUCUCAGCGCCUGGGUGGGAGGGAGUAGCGAGCUUAGAGUACAGUUCUACAAGAACGCUACCGUGGAAGACGAACCUUCAGGACAUUACGAUUUCUGGGACAGCUUGCAAUCUGAGCACCAAUGCUGCGGUGUUGAUGGGCCGCAGGACUACGCUAUCCUCAACCGUGACAUCCCAGCAUCCUGCUGCUCCCGGGCCCAUCCCUUAAGAGAAGGGGGAGCUAGGAGACACCUGCAUGCGACCUGCCUCUCCGAAAAAACCUACUAUGCUAGAGGAUGCGAAGAAGUGCUGCGGCAGAAGAAAGCCACGAAAGGAAAUAUAUUUAUCGUCACAGGAGUUGUUUUUGCUUUACUAGAGAUACUCUGUAUCGUCGUAGCAUUAUGGAUGGCGCGUACUAUACGAGUGGAACGCAGGAAACUUCAACAAAAUUUACAAGCGCACUUUGAGACUUAAAAUGUAUAUUAAAGGCAUCGAUCUGGCUGCUGAUAUUAUCAAGAUCAACUGUAUGCAGCAGUGGCUAAAGGUGAAAUUUUCCAAAAGGGAACCCGAUACAACAUGUACAACAUAUACGACAUAUAGGUAUACAUGAAUGUUGACUGCAAAUCAUUCUCAUGAUAAUUAAAUUUUAAUAAAGGGACGCCGACAGAAAUCGGGUUAUAUGGACCCUUCACCACUGGCAUGCAGUCGUAUCAAUGUCCUGCAGUCUGAAAAAAUAGCUAUCGUAGUUGUAGUCUGUAUGAAGCGCGCGGAAAUAACUUCGGUCCAAGCAUGCAAGCAGAUCAAAAUGACAAUGACGUGGUAUUGUUUUUAAAUCUAACUACAAUUGUUGCAAUUGGUCAUGUCCACCGCAGGCAGUCAGUAAUAACAGUCCUACAGGAUUGAAAUAUAGUAUUUUUUGCAACCAAUAAACACGAAAGCAACGUAGAUAAAAUAGAAGUGGAACGCACAGUAUUAAAUAAUUAGAUUUUCAAAUGUUUUUAAAAUAGAUUUUUGUACAAGGUAAGUGAAUUUAGUCUAAUAUUAAACUAUUUCGUAAUUUUUUGAUUUAUAAUAACAUCUUUUCUAUAAGUAUUAAGAAGAGCGUGUGUCAAAAAUUAUUCUGAAGCUUUUUUAUUUUUGUGUUCUCUACGCUUUAAAUUUUAAUUAGGUUUUAAUUAUUUAGAGUUUCUUACUCUUUCUUAUACUGUGUUCUAAAUACAUCUUUUCCAUAUAACAUCCGAACUAAACCAAUUUUUUUUUGUUUACUUUUAUACACAUAAUCAACUAUGUGUGCUUUAUUGUACCUGAUUACUAUUAUUUAUUGUUUGUAAUUGAAUAAGUAUUAUACAUUAAUUAGAAAAUGUUAUUAUAACUCUUGUAAUGUAGUUCUAAUUCUAAUUUAAGGCAGUUUUUGAAAUUUACUAUUGGAGUAAGGUUUGCAAUAUUACGAUAAAGAGAUAUGUCGCGUUUUAUGCGAUGAAUUUAUACGAAUAGCUCUUUUAAUUAUAAUCUAGGAUUAAUAGUUACUAAUACGAAAUAAAAGGAUUGUGGAAAUAAAGCCAUUAAAAAUUAGAAAAGAUUGCACUAAAGUAGAGACCAUAUACAUGUCAGAACACGUUUAACUACAUUAGGUUUCAGCACCCAGAAAUAGACAUACCACAGUUUGAAAUACCAAUACAAUAUACAAAAGCAUGUUACAACAUGAUUACAUUAGUUUUUGGCAUCCGUAGUCACAGUUCUCUAUGGAAAAUAGUACUUAUUAUGUAGGCUUAACUUUUUCUUAAAUUCUAAUGCCCUUUAAUCAAUUAAUAGUUAUACUAAUUCAAUUUUAUGUAGGUACUAUUAUUAUCAUUUUUAUAGUACACAUAAAAAUAUCUAAUUAAAAAUAAUAAUUAUUAUAACUAGUAGUUGGUAUGAUGUUCGCUACAUAGUAUUUUAGCAAUACUAGCUUUCAAAUAGUUUUCUUACGCUUUUAAAAAAAUAUUUAUAAAAAACAGCCAUUUAUAUUCCGGAACCUUUGUUUAUUACAAUAUUUAUGAAUUAUUAAUGGUCGUCUUUUAUAAAUCAAGUAAGUAAGCUAUGCCCGUUAUUCAUACGCAGGCUUAGAAGCAAACACUAAAUCAUACUGUGUUUUUGUUAAUUAAAAAAUUAAAUAUCAACUAAAAACAUUAAAAGGAAUAAAAAAUCUAAUAAGAAGUCCUACCAAUUUAAGUAAAAAAGAAAUGCUUUGAUAACUUCAUGAAAAUUCAUAAAAAAACUAAACAGAUACUCACUAGGUGCACAGUUUGAUUACGAAUAUUAAGUAAACAAAAUGACAUACUUAUUGAAUUUGAUGUGAUUUUAUUAUUUAUUAAUGUAUGUUCGACAUUUAUUUUUAUGUUAACAUGCCAGCUUAGGAUUCCCGCCAUUUUGAAAAUCACACGACUAUUUGAAUUCCUCAAUAAACAUAUGAAAUAACAAAUACUUAGUCAUGGCAAACUUAAUAUUGUUAAAAAUGAUUUCAUUUAUAUCUAAAAUUAUAAGUAAUUUGCUUGAAUUGUUUAAUAAUGUCCAGAAACUGCACUUGAAAUUAGUAAAACACUUUAUUAUUUGUUUGUAAUAAACAGAUGUUACAACACUUCGCAGCAAUUAUCUUUGGCCAUCAAGUGAAACGCAUAACAUGUGCUGCCCUAAAAAGUUAAUUACAUACUUAAUUCAAGAUGGCCGAAUCCAUUGGUCAUUCAGACUUUUUUACGAAUUGCAUAACAGUGGCAUCUUGUUUAAUCAAUCUGAUGUACAAAAAUGCUUUAUAAAAAGAUAGCUGUUAAAGAAUAAUGAGUAAGUAAUAAAAAUGAUGUAACUGAUUUUUUUAUAUCUGUGGUGUACAAAGGCGGCCAUUUUGAAAAUUAUCGUUUAUGCUGAACAUAGAUAUAGUUAUUAUUAUAUUUUAUUUAAGGUAAGUAAUCCAUGUAGAACUUUGUAAGUAGGUAUAAUUGAUUAGCAUCUGUAGCUGUGCACGAGAAAAAUGAUUUUAAUUGGAAGCCAACUUUUUAUACGGAUGGCACAAAUUUCUAUAAUAAUUUGAUAUAUUUUAACUCAUUUAUCUGAUAUUAAUAUAAGAUUCUAGCUGCAACCUGUGAUAAUAAAAGUAGUUAUGUUAUUUCAAACAGCUGAAGGCUGAUGCCAAUUGGGACCAAAAUAUUUUUGUUGUAUUUUUUUUCUGAAAUUCACUUUACGUAGACAAAUUCGGUGUCUGUCGUAAAUAGGUAAGUCGCAAAACAUCAUUUUUAAGGUAGUAUUAUAAUAUGUUUCAGCACUUUCGCCAUGUAGGUGUAGUCAUUAGUUUUUUAUGUAUCACUUCAAAAUAUUAUAUUUAUUGAUAUUUUAGAAGAAAUUUGACGUCAAAAUAAUGUUUUAAUAGUCUUAAAAUAAACUUAUUUACGACUGGCAAGGAUUUAUAGAACGCACAUAUAAGAAUAUAUUUCAUCACUUGGCCGUGAAAUUUGUAGUUUUCUUAAAGUUUAUAUUAAACGCACAAAGGAAUUGUACCUCGUAGAAUAAAUUCAUCACAUUUAAAUAUGACAGAAGCCACGAAUUAAGCAAACAUUUUAAUUGUAUUCUUAGUUAAAUAUAUUUUUGUGUUUUUUUCUUAAAGAUUACCUAUAUUUGCGACAAAAAUAAAGCGUAAAAAGAGGUAGAGACUUAUAAAGUUGUUUUUCUUGUACUUAUAUUAUGAGAGACUCAUUAUUUCAUACGAAAACCCAUUGGUACAAAAAAUGUGUAUAAAAAGGUGACCCUAAUUAUUUUCUUUUUUUAAUUUGAAAUCUUAGCACCUCAUUGAAAAAUCUUGUCGUUAGUGUAGGAUUUAGCUAUUAAAAUCUAGCGCCCAUUAUACAGGGAGUAAUUAAAUAAAAUAUACUGAAAUUACGUACAAAAUAAAGGUAGAAUUUAAAUAUUAGGACUGGUAACACUGAGUUGUUGCUCUGUUUUGUCCAUAUAAAUGAGUAAGACCGGGGUGGUAACUAUAUCAAGAAAGCCCUAAUUUUAAGACUAUAUUUUAUAUCCGUCCGGAUAGCGACUACCGUACACAAGGUAUUAAACCCACCAUAGAGGCCCACGUAACUGUGUUACAUUCCGGGAACAGCCUGUAUAUCUGGUUUCAAAAGGCCGGCAUAAUUGUGUCGACUGUUGAGGGGUAAUCUCUCGUCAGUCGGCAUUCUAUUAGCCCCACUCCACUUACCAUCAGGUACAGUGGGGUCACUUUGUCGGGCACGUAUGAAAAAACUUUGCAAAAUCAGUUCGGUUGACUCACUUUUUGAAGAUACAUAUGGUAAUGGCGGAUAGUGAUCACAUUAUCACACUAUCUGGCGAUAACGUUGUUUAUAUGCCACCUCUAACCACAUUUAAUAUUAAUUUAAAAAUAGUUUACUGUAAGAUACUAAAAUAAGUUAAUACUAAAUUAAUUUGAUAAAUUUUAAUCUAGGAUCACAAUGAUUUUAAUCUGGGACGUGGAAAAAUAAUCACCCUAUAGGUAACUUUUUGAAAAUGUUUCUCAUUGUUAAAGCGUGUUUAAUAAAUAAUAAAUUAAUUUUCAAGAUUGUAAUAGAUUUGCUUUUCGAGUUGAAGGCAAUAUUCACCUGUAUUAAUCUACAUAUAUCACCAUUAUGAAUCACUUGUAGGUGAAUUAUGAUCACCAUUUCGACUUAAAGCAUUAUCUAAUAUCUGUUAGAUUAGCCGUCUGUUUCACAAAUUCUUAGUAAAUGCUACUCGUCACAUAGAGUAAGUAUAAGCCGACUAAAUACAAAAAUCACAGUCUAUGCUCCCAAAUACAUGGUUAUAAAAUGAGUAUUAUGUAAAUUACUUGUUUAGUACGAUAACUAUCAAAUAAACUUGAAACUUGUGAAAUAGGCUCUAAAAGAAAUUCACAUUAGUACUAUUAUCGUCAAUAAAUUUUUUUCCCGUUUUUCAGUACAGCAGGUAUUAAAAAUAAUUGUUUUUUUGGAUUUGCCCGAGUGUUGCUUCAAACAUAAUUAACUCUUUCACAUAUGAAAUACAUUAACAAUUUCCAAAAAACACAGCAUUUGAGAUUAUUUGAUAUAUUCCAAGCCAACACACGAUGUUAAAGAAAGAUCAUUCUUGUAUAUUUUUAUUUCUAAAUCGUAAGUAAUUUCCAAACAGGGCCUAAAAAUAUCAAUAUUUUCAUAUGUUUUUUGGCAGAAUGAUUCCUAUAUAGUUUGAUUUGUUAACAUUAAUUUCUUUUUCAUUUACAACAGAAUUCAAGCAAUGAAAACAUUUUAUUAUUAUUUUAAGAGUAUUUUUGAGGUGCAUGCUAAUUUUAAGUAUUUCUGUACAUUACCGCUGCGAAAGAUAAUAAACGAUAUAGUUUUACUAUAAGUAGCCUCACACUGUUUUGCUAUGUUGCACAAUUGAUUAAAUAGCAACUUUUUGUUGCCGCAAAAUUAAGAACGAACACCAAUAAAGAGAAUUAAAAAGUUGCUGAGUGUGUGUUGCGCCUAACUUGUAUAAAUGUAGAGAAAAUUUACGAAAUCUGGUUAAAAUUUCUAUUUAUAAAAGAACUUGUUUAUUGUAAAACGUAUUGACAAAUAAAGUCACAUGUAGAAGA